AUGCGGAAAAGAAAGACAAGUCAUCAACCAAAUUUCAAAGCUACAAGGGCUGUGGUAUUAGGCAAAGAUGGCGUUGGAAAAUCAGGUAUUUACUGGUUAGUUAGUAGUUAAGUUAGUUAUCUGCCGAUGUUUCGUGAACUGGCCUUUUCACACUAUCGGGUAUGAGCGGCAGAUCAUUUAUUAUCUAAUCAGCACCAAGUACAAUUUUCCCCUCUCCGUGUCCAUGAAUUGCUAUAAAAAGAAAUAUCCACUUGAAAGUCAAGUGUUUUAAGUCUUUUAUUACUCACUAAGAAUAAGAGAGUUCCGGCAUGCAAACAACAACUUAAAAAUAAUUAUACUUUUCCCAUUUUAGGAUGCAUAUAACUUAACUUCACUAAACAAUUAGAUAAAUCACAUACUAAUUGAGGCAACAACUGGAGUUGUUUAUUUAGUUCAUUAGGUAUCAUUAUAAGACACAAAACCGAGGGAUUUAGAUUUGCUUAUGCGCAAUACUCACUUCACUGAAAGAUUAAUCGUUUUAUACACGCGCGAGUGAACAACUCGAAGCGUGUUCACAGCACACUUCCACAGUUUGGAUUUAUCGGAUACAGUAGUGUAACUUAGAAGAUAAACAAACGUCCGAGGUCUAGAAAAUCUGAAAUUUGAAAUAAUUUAAAAUGCAUCACUGCACCGGUGAAAGGAACUGGUAAUAAAUUAAAAACACCUGAGUAUAAGUGGGUUUUUACUAAGCUCCACACUUGAACAAACUAAGUUUGUAUACUGAACAACCGCGCGGUCAUUUCAACAGCAACAGAGCAAAUUACCUUUAAAAAUAGAAAGAAUGUGUUAUCCUACUGUUAACUGUCCAUUGUGGUUUUUUUUUGUGUAUAUGGGCAACCAAAGCAGCGCAAAUAUGCGUACCUUUUAAAACAAAAGGAUUAAUGGAAGUAAAUAAAGAAUAGAAACAGUUUUUAAAAUUCUUUAUUUGUUCAAUGAACAAAGUUUGUCUAAAAGCACCUCUUCAAAAUUCUGCGAGAACAACCGUUGUAAAAUAGCAAUGGCAAAGUCUUUUACAUGUUCAGAAACCGGUUUUUAACCCUUACUAGCAAAGUUUAAGGUCUCUACUAACAGAAGAUGUCUUCACCCGUAUUUAUUUAUUUGACAACUUUUAGGUUCGAGUAAAGUUUGCUUUCUAACCUAUCACCUACGGUUGAAUUUAAUAAAAAAAGGAAGCUACGUAGGCCUGUCACGGGUUUUCUGCAAGUAGCUAGCUCGAUUCUUUAUUUCUAAUAAUAGAAAACCAACUAAACUUGCACUAUCCAAUGUAUUUUAAUUAUUUCAUAUUUACAUAGAUGGCAAAGAUAAUUUGGUAUAAGUUAUUUUCGUGUUUCUAAUUGUUAAAGUAAAAACAUUUGAAUUUGAUUUGACGAACGCUUCUCUGAACACCGAUCUUCUCGAGACUUUGAGCUUCAGAAGCUAAAAUUGCGCUAUUUCUUGAUGAGGCACACUUGAUCACGUGCUUCUAUAAACUCAAAAUAUUUUUGAAAGUUCAACUGACUGUUAUGUAACCAGUGUUUCCUGUUUUCAAGUAUGUGGGCAGCCAGAUGGACCUGAAUGUUCAGCACAACUUGCUAUCGAUCUUUCAACAAACAGUUUAAUUAUAGGUCUUUCCUGUAAAAUCCAUACCAACUUGAUUUAAUUUUAAAGCGAAGGAAUGUGUUCAGUAUGUAGCUCUUUUGCGCCAGUAGUUUACACAUUGGGAUUUUAGUUUGAGUAGCAAAAAACGACCGUAUAAAAAUAAGUCCAAUUUUUACGGCACCCUACGGCGUGUUAAUACAAAGAUCCUAUCUAACCUAUUAUGAGACCUAAGCUAUUAUAUCGGACCGAGAGAAAAAAUAAAACCUAUUACGUUUUUGGAAUAUUUCAAUCUUUUUGCGUUUAAUUUGCAGCUCUCAUAGUCCGUUUCCUUACCCGAAGAUUUAUCACGGAAUACGACCAGACUCUAGGUAGGUAUGUCGUUUUUCUCAGGCUGCAUUCGCUUUCGCCAAAACAGGUUAUAGUCUAAUCGAAGGGGAAAAGGCGUCUUUAACUUGCUAAAGUUGCCGCCAAUUGGUGCGAGCCAUGAUCGCAAGGGUUCUUCUGUAAUUGCCACGCCUAAAAAUUUGAUCAUCACCGCAUGCAUGGCUACUUCGAGUGAACAGCACUAUCAAGCGUGCACUUGCGCAGGUAUUCAGUUGACAGUUUUGGCAGACUUGGUAUUGUGGUACUUGCGCAGUAGCCACCAAUACAUCCCGCUGAUAACAUAUGAAAUAAUUAUUGAUUAUGAUUUAUACUACAGGCAGCAGUUCUAAGAUAAUCAUUUAGUCAGCAAUAAGAGUAAUUAAAUAACGAAUUCGUUUUUCUCUUAUCUUUCAAUCAGAGUCCACUUGGCGGCAUCAUAUGGAGUUGGAUAAUGAAUACAUCUACGUUGACUUAAUGGAUACAGCAGGAGAGGUGUGUUAACCCGUUCCCCAGCAUAACAACUUCAGUUUUUGCUCAUUUCACUGACUGACUUUCGGAGAGGUUUGAACUACAUCUUUACAAAGGCUACCGCCCAUAAACAAGGACUAAAAGGUCUAAAAAGUGCUGAACUUUUUUAGAACUGAUGUCAAGUCUAACUUUGUCACUGACCUUGUAUAGUGCAACAGUAACGAUCUGUCAGAAAUGCCGCGGUUGUUUCUCAUUCUUAAAGUAUUCCAACAACUAAAAUAUAUUCAGUUUUCAUAAACUGCCAGACUUUUCAUUUGUCAGAAUAAUCUCCUCUGUGAGAAGAGCGGUUAUCAAGGAAAAGAAACCAAGAAACCUAAUUCAUACACCCAGCUUGCCCGUAGAUUAGCGUCCGCCUUGUAAACCGGAUCAAAGGAAAACAACUGAUUACGACAAUGGACCAACUCUAAAGGAGAUGUACACGGGACGAUUUGCAACGACGAUUUUUAGCGCAACACAGCGUUACAAUGAUGGAACAAUGCUGGAGCAAUUCGAAACAACAUCGUAACAAUGUUGCAACGCUGUGUCGCGCUAAAAAUCGUCUAUGAGAAUCGUCUCGUGUAACAUCACCUUAAGUCACAGAAACAGUGGACUACCGAUCGGACAAUCGAACCACGCCUUUUUUUCAUCCUGGGGUUUAAUUCCUUUUGGAGGAAAAAGGGAAGAACUGAGUGUGUGUUUUGAUCUUUCCACUUAAUGGCUGAUAAAACAAAUAACAAACACUUAGAGAAAUAAUUUAUCAAGGUAAAAAAAACUGACUUACUUUAAGGUGAUGUUACACGAGACGAUCCGCAACGACGAUUUUUAGCGCAACACAGCGUUGCAUCAUUGUUGCGACAUUGUUUUGAAUAGUUACAACACUGUUCCAACAUUGCAACGCCGUGUUGCGCUAAAAUCGUCGUUUCGAAUCGUCCCGUGUAACAUCACCAUCAUACCUUUUUAUUCUCUUAUAAUUAUUGUUACAGAACUCAGAAACGAAGUUAAACUGCUGUUUAGCCCGUGGUGAUAUAUUUCUUGUCCUCUACUCCAUCACUGACCGUGCAAGUUUUGAAGAAGCCACACGGAUAGGAAGACAUAUCAGAGUACGCAAAACAAAUGGCAACUCAGUCAUGCUGAUACUCAUUGCAACAAAAAGAGACUUGGAACAUUUUCGAGAGAUCGAUGAAACAGAGGGAAGUGACUUAUCACAAGAACUAGAAUGUCCAUUUUACGAGAUUUCUGUUUCUUCGUGCGAUGGAUACAAAGAGGUGGCAGACAUACUGCAAACUUCGGUCAGACAGUUUCUACGAAAUGAAAAGAACUGCAUAACGGACAAAAGACACCCACCUUCUUCUUUGUCAAAAAUGAAGGAGGGGCUAAUCAAACGGACUGGUUCGUUUCGGAGGAAAUCAGUUACCUUCUGA
This is a messenger RNA of Porites lobata, 3908 nucleotides long. Lineage: Eukaryota; Metazoa; Cnidaria; Anthozoa; Scleractinia; Poritidae. The record is from the annotation of a GenBank genome assembly.